Neomonachus schauinslandi (Hawaiian monk seal) is the source of this 1765-nucleotide messenger RNA. It is a transcript of the gene SOCS3, whose product is annotated as suppressor of cytokine signaling 3. Gene Ontology annotation, cellular component: phosphatidylinositol 3-kinase complex. The record is from RefSeq and is a predicted model, not a curated record. Gene Ontology annotation, biological process: intracellular signal transduction; phosphatidylinositol phosphate biosynthetic process. Gene Ontology annotation, molecular function: 1-phosphatidylinositol-3-kinase regulator activity. Lineage: Eukaryota; Metazoa; Chordata; Mammalia; Carnivora; Phocidae.
GCGAGGCCCUUUGUGGACUUCACGGCCGCCAACAUCUGGGCGCAGCGCGGGCCACCGCUGGCCGCCGCGCCUCCGCCUCGCCUUGGGGACCGUAGGAGGCGCAGCCCUAAGGCCGGAGACUUCGUUUUGGGACCAGCCCCCGGGGAUGCGGUAGCGGCCGCUGUGCGGAGGCCGCCGAGCAGCUGCAGCCGCCGCCGCGCAGAUCCACGCUGGCUCCGUGCGCCAUGGUCACCCACAGCAAGUUUCCCGCCGCCGGGAUGAGCCGCCCCCUGGACACCAGCCUGCGCCUCAAGACCUUCAGCUCCAAGAGCGAGUACCAGCUGGUGGUGAACGCAGUGCGCAAGCUGCAGGAGAGCGGCUUCUACUGGAGCGCCGUGACGGGCGGCGAGGCGAACCUGCUGCUCAGCGCCGAGCCCGCCGGCACCUUCCUCAUCCGCGACAGCUCGGACCAGCGCCACUUCUUCACGCUCAGCGUCAAGACCCAGUCGGGGACCAAGAAUCUGCGCAUCCAGUGCGAGGGGGGCAGCUUCUCGCUGCAGAGCGACCCCCGGAGCACGCAGCCGGUGCCCCGCUUCGACUGCGUGCUCAAGCUGGUGCAUCACUACAUGCCGCCCCCCGGCGCCCCCUCCUUCCCCUCUCCGCCGACCGAACCCUCCUCGGAGGUGCCGGAGCAGCCGCCAUCCCAGCCGCUCCCAGGGAAUCCUCCCAGGAGAGCCUAUUACAUCUACUCGGGGGGCGAGAAGAUCCCUCUAGUGUUGAGCCGGCCCCUCUCCUCCAACGUGGCCACUCUCCAACAUCUCUGUCGGAAGACCGUCAAUGGCCACCUGGACUCCUAUGAGAAAGUCACCCAGCUGCCUGGGCCCAUUCGGGAAUUCCUGGACCAGUACGAUGCCCCGCUUUAAAGAGCAAAGGACAGGGGUCGGGGCGAGGAGCCUGGGUCCCCUCUCCUCCGUGGCACAAGCACAAGAAUCCAACCGGGAGAGUCCUGCCGCUCCGGGUGAGCCAGGGGGGUGGACUGGCCCCUCCCUUCGGCCUUCCCCCCUGCAGAAUGGGGCAGGCGGGACCUGGAAUGUGUUUGAGGGAAGGGGGAGUGCCACCUGAGCGCCCCGCCCCCACUCCGGCUUCUCCGGAGGAGCCAGCUGGCCGGGUGGGGACAGCGACGACAGCAGUGGAUUCUCUUCUCAACUCUUCCUCGCUUCCUCGACUCCCCCUGCAUUUCCAAACAGGGGACACUGCGGGAGUGUUGAACUAGUGAGAACUGCCGGGGAGUCUUCAAACUUUCCAACGGAACUUGUUUGCUCUUUGAUUUGGCUUAAAAGGUAGCUUUAAACGCGAGCAGGUCUCUGGCCUGGAAGAGGGUGCGGGAGAGGGCGCCCCAGGGGCCUCAGGGCCACAGGCUGGCCACGGCGAUGGCCACUCCCACUGUCCACCCCAGGUGAGGAGGCAGCUGCGUGGUCCUCCUCUGGCUCUGGGGGAUGAGCGCAAGGGGUGACCGGAAGGGGGCUAUUCUGUUAUCCUCUCUAGGACAGCCACCAGAAACACAGGUCCCGGAGUCCAUCCAGUGCCGGGGAGCCCAGGGCCCUUCCCCCGUUUUAAGGGGGAAGUGGCAUUUGGAGGGGAAGGGGUGGGCUGGUCAACUAUUCUUUUCCCCACCCCUGCUCCCCCUUCUGGCACCUGGGGGGUGGGAGGAGGAUGGAGGAGAUGAGCCAUCUUUGACCCCAGGUCCCCGGACAGAGAAGAUGAAGGAUUCUACUUUGUGCGUCCU